Sinocyclocheilus rhinocerous is the source of this 3871-nucleotide messenger RNA. RefSeq names its product CD109 antigen-like. Lineage: Eukaryota; Metazoa; Chordata; Actinopteri; Cypriniformes; Cyprinidae. Gene Ontology annotation, molecular function: endopeptidase inhibitor activity. The record is from RefSeq and is a predicted model, not a curated record. The transcript has 29 exons. Gene Ontology annotation, cellular component: extracellular region.
AUGGAGUGGCUUCAAGUCUUUGGAGUCCUGGCAUGUUUACUACUCUGCAGUGGAACUCUAACCUCGCCAAGCCCAGCACAGAAUCCCUCCUAUCUCAUAUCCGUCUCUGAAGUCCUGCGCUGUGGCGUUCCGACCACUUUAUCAGUCAGCGUUCUGGCAGAUUAUCCCAUCAAAGUCACGGCUGAACUCCUCCAUGGAAACAGCAGUGUGGCCCAAACAGAGAGCACCAUCCCAGCAGGCUCUACCAGACUGCUGGCUCUUCCGCCUGUCUUUUCUGAUGACAUGAGUUACUGGUAUCCAUAUCAGCUGGAUGUUAAGGGGUUUGUUGGAGCUAAUCAAGUGUUUUCCAACUCCACCACGAUGGUCUUCAGCCCCAAGUGCAUGUCCAUCUUUAUCCAGACCGACAAGAACAACUACCGACCAGGGCAGACGGUGAAAUUUCGGGUUGUAUCGGUUACACCUGAAGGAAAGCCGUCCAAGGGUCAGAUCGAUAUUUUCAUUAGGGAUCCCAAGGGGAAUAUGAUUCGACAGUGGCUGUCUGUGGAUGGUUUUCUAGGUGUUGUUUCGAAAGAGCUGAACCUCUCUCAGAACCCGCCGCUCGGCCUGUGGAAAAUUGUAGCUGGAAUCAAUGAUGUUGUACAUGAGAGAGAGUUCACUGUGGACUACUAUGCGCUGCCUAAAUUCGAGGUGAACGUGGACGUCCCCUCCGUCCUGCAUUAUGAAGACAUACUGACCGGGACGGUCACAGCCAAAUAUUUUUAUGGGAAGCCCGUCAGUGGGAUGAUGUCUGUCACAUAUUUUCACUUUUUUAAUGGGCUUAAUAAGCAUUACCAACUCAAAGAAACAAUUGACGGUUCUGCUGCUAUCACAUUUGAUGUGCCGUACUCCAAACGGUUAGGUGACCACACAUACUCAUAUUACGAUGGAUAUGGGCCCAGUGAAUAUGUGGACAUUAGUGUGAAUGUCACAGAUGUUACAGGGUUAACCUACAACAGCAGCGCGAGGGUUUCUAUUGUGAAGAAUAAAUACAAUCUGGAGUUUCUGCAGCAUCCGCAGAUCAUAAAACCCUCCACGACCUUCACUGCUCAGCUGAAGUUAAGCACCUAUGACAGCCGGCCACUGACAGCUGAAGAGCAGAGCAGAAGUGUGCGGCUGGCGGUGACCCAGCACAAGUUCAGCCCCUGGACGUGGACGUGGAACAACGACGAAUCCCUGGCACCUCGCAUGAUGAACAACACACCGGCGUCCAGCUUCUCUUCCAUUUACGAUAUUCCAAUUGAAAAUAUCGAUCUUCCUGUUACUGCUGAUGGCAUGAUGUCUUUUCAGAUUCACCUCUCUGACAGCGUUGCCACACUUGAUAUAGAGGCCCGGUUUAAAGAUACAGUCCAGGGUCUUCAGCUCUACAGGAGUUAUUCUUCACCAAGCAGAUCCUACAUACAGCUUCACAGAGACAGUGAGCCUCAGGUUGGACAGCCGCUGUAUUUGACUUUGGAGAGCAAUUUUAACCUGGCAGAAGUUCAAUACCUUGUGAUGUCCCGCGGUCAGGUGUUGGAUGCUGGGACGGUGCAUUCCUCCUCCUUCAGUCUGAACACAGAUCACUCUUGGACUCCAGUGGCUUGUGUGGUGGUGUACCACACGCUUCCAGACGGAGAGAUCGUGAAUGAUGCUCUGCAAGUUACUUUCACACAAGUCCUGAGAAACACAGUAUCUCUGAGCUGGAGUCAGGAUCAUGCCGAACCAGCAGAUUCUGUCUUUCUCUCUGCUUCUGUUUUCGAGGACGGGUCUCUGCUGGGAAUUCUGGUGGUGGACAAAGCAGCAUUGGACUCCAGCAAAGACAAUGGCAUUACAGAGAAGACGGUGCUGGAAGAAUUUAUGUCAUAUAGCAGAGAGAUGACCGAUACGGAUUACAGCAGCGUGAAAAUGGGAGAUCCGUAUUCCAUAUUCAUGACGUGCGGCGUCACGGUUCUGACUGAUGCCAUGCUGAAUCAGGAAAUUAAUCAGUUUUUCCCUGCGUUCCCAGGGGCGGAACUCUAUCUGAAUCAGCUGGGCAGCGAGGCUUUUCAGGAGCCCAGAAAGCGAAAAGACUUUCCUGAAACCUGGAUCUGGCUGGAUGCUAAUGUGAGCAAUUCUGUCUCGGAUUCCUUCCAUUUCACUGUGCCGGACAGCUUGACCUCUUGGGUGGCCUUUGCCAUCGUGAUGUCAGAGAAUAUGGGUUUGGGCAUCAGCGCUCCUGCAGAGCUGACUGUGUUCCGAGAUUUCUUUGUGUCACUGAAUCUCCCGGAAUUCCUGAUCCGUGGAGAACUGCUACUGCUGGAAGUCAAUUUAUUCAACUAUAUGGAUGCAGAUUUGGAGAUUUUUCUCUAGCCAGAGGGACUGGAGCAGUCGUUCACUCAAACCUUGUUUCUGGAGUUUCAACUGAAGCAGAAAACGCUGACUAGGACAAUGUCGUUUAGUUUUCCUCCAAAUGUGGUUCCUGACAGUCAAAGGGCCAGCGUGUCUGCUGUGGGUGACAUUCUGGGCCCAUCCAUUGACAAUCUGGACUCUCUAAUUGAGAUGCCUUAUGGUUGUGGUGAGCAGAACAUGAUCCAUUUUGCUCCGAAUAUUUAUGUUCUCCAGUACAUGAGAAGCACCAAGCAGAGCGAUGAACAGACCAGAAACAAAGCUAUGAGCUACAUGAUGGAAGCUUAUGAACGUGAGCUUUCUUACCAAAGGUUUGAUGGCUCCUUCAGUGCUUUUGGAGACAGUGAUGAUUCUGGCAGCACAUGGCUGUCAGCGUUCGUGCUCAGGUGUUUCCUCCAGGCUCAGGACUUCAUUUCCAUUGACCUGAUGGUGAUGCAGAGGACAGCAUAUUGGCUGCUGGCCCAUCAGAACCCUGACGGUUCGUUCAACGAGCCGGGUCGGGUCAUCCACACAGAGCUCCAGGGAGGACUGAAUGGGCCGGUGUCUCUCACAGCGUACGUCCUCAUAGCGCUUCUGGAGGACGCUGAAUACAGGAGUACAUAUGAAGGCAGCAUUUCUUCUGCUGUGAGUUUCCUGACAUCUCGACUGGCUCAGGGAAUCUCCAGUAACUACAGCCUGUCUUUAGUGACCUAUGCUCUGUCACUGGCAAACAGCACCGCCGGCCCAUCUGCCCUCACCGAGCUGUUGAACAGAGCACUAAUUGUUGAUGGAGUGCCAACCUGGAGAUCUCCAGCUAACGUCCUGUAUAAUUCCUGGCAGCCAAGUUCAUCAGAUAUUGAGAUGUCGGCCUACGUAUUGCUCGCCAUGCACAGACUCAAACUAAUGGAUGAAGGAUUCACUCUGGUGAAGUGGCUCAGUAAGCAAAGAAACCAUCAAGGGGGAUACGGAUCCACUCAGAAAUCUGUUUUAAGGCUGAGGGAGAACCAGGGCCUGAGACAGACGGGUAUGGCCAUACUGGACGUGGGUUUACUCUCGGGGUUCAGUUUGGCCCAAAACGGUGUCCAGCUAAAUGAUAUAGUCAGACGAGUAGAGACGCCUUCAGGACGAGUUAUACUUUAUUUAGACACGGUGACCACAGCGGAAAGGUGCGUUGAAAUAUCCACCAUCCAGGACUUUAAGGUGACCAAUGUCCAAGAUGCUGUGGUCAUGAUCUACGAUUACUAUGAGCCCCGACGGAGGACAGUGCGGUCCUACACAUCUGAGACAAGACAGGACAUGUCUGUGUGUUCGCUGUGUGGGCCGGAUUGCUCCGAGUGUGGGGUUCGAGACGUCUGGCCGACUGACAGGACGACGUCCAUUAACCAACAUCCACUUCUGGCUCUAAGUUUGACCACAGCACUUGUCAUCCUCCUGUCAAUCUACAACUAGUGUUUUUUCCUAAAUCAAAACCAUUGUAAUCAGUAACACAAUA